This is a messenger RNA of Closterium sp. NIES-65, 708 nucleotides long. The record is from the annotation of a GenBank genome assembly. NCBI's taxonomy places the organism in Eukaryota, Viridiplantae, Streptophyta, Zygnematophyceae, Desmidiales, Closteriaceae.
AUGGCGGGCAGACAAAUUUGCCUUAAGGCGGGCGAGGGGAUGGUGGUGGGCGUGGUGGAUUCGGGCAUCUGGCCCGAGCACCCCUCCUUCACUGAUGCCGCCUUCCCUCCUCGUGCCCCGCUGGCUGGUCGGGCAACUUGUUACCUGCUUAUGAGACGUUUAUUCCCCAUCUAUCCUCUACUGUGCAGUGCAGCAGCGGGCAACAGGGACGUGGCCAUGGCGGGCGGCAGGGCGAGUGGCAUGGCGCCAGCAGCGCGCAUGGCGGUGUACAAGGUGCUGUGGUACGCGGAGGGCUCCUUCUUCGGCGUGCAGGCGGACGUGGAGGCGGCAGUCAACCAGGCCGUGGCGGACGGCGUGGAUGUCAUCUCGCUCUCGCUGGGCGGCAUGGAUGCCACCGACACCUACUUCCACCACAUGCCGUACCUCGCUGCUAGCCUCGCGGGGGUGCUUGUUGCGUUCGCAGCGGGCAACGGUGACGCGCCGGGCUAUGACCCAAGCGGUUACCGCAUGAUUGAGAACUUCUACCCGUUCUACCUCACAGUGGGGGCAAGCACCAUUGGGCGAGGCGGUAUAACCCUGAAGGCUGCUGCACUGGCAGGUGCAGCUCGCAGCAACACAUCAUCUGUCUCAACCACCCCUGCAGCUACAGCCUACCCGUCCGUUGCCGAUUUCUCCUCCACCCGGACCCCUCAGGGACCCUUCCACUAA